GCCAUUUCAAAGAUUCACUUCUAAAUAGUCAUAGAUACUAUGGAUACAAAACAAAGCAAAUAUACCCCUUUGGAAUUUCUCCUUAUUAUAGCCAUAUGUGCAACAAAAACGCUUUGUCGUCCUUUGGAAGAAGUGUACUUGUUGAAUCUUCAUGAGCAAUGGAUGGAUCAACAUGGACGUACGUACGAAGAUGCAGGCGAGAAGCAGAAACGAUAUGCCGUUUUUAAGGACAACGUAGAACGUAUUGAAGCAUUUAACAAUGGUGUGGAUCGUGGAUACAAGCUAGGAGUUAACAAAUUUGCAGACUUAACAGAUGAAGAAUUUCGAACUAUGCACCUUGGUUAUAAGAAACCUGCUUCUUCCUCCAAGUUGAUGGCUUCUUCGUCUAAGUUUAGAUCUUUUAGAUAUGGAAAUUUUACUGCUGUUCCUGAUAUCCUUGAUUGGAGAAAGAAAGGGGCAGUAACCCCUGUUAAGGAUCAGGGAUCAUGCGGAUGUUGCUGGGCAUUCUCAGCAGUGGCAGCCACGGAAGGAAUCACAAAGCUCAAAACUGGGAAGUUGAAAUCACUAUCAGAGCAAGAACUAGUGGACUGUGACAUAAAAGGCGAGGACGAAGGUUGUGAUGGAGGUUUCAUGGACAGUGCCUUCCAAUAUAUUCUACAAAACAAAGGCAUCACAAGUGAAUCUAAUUACCCAUACAGAGGAUCAGACGGCAUCUGCAACAGGGAGAAAGCAGCAACUCCGGCAGCUGAUAUAACAGGCUAUGAAGAUGUGCCAUCCAACAAUGAAAAAGCUCUCCUGCAAGCUGUGGCUAACCAGCCAGUUUCUGUUGCUAUUGAUGGUAGUUCAUAUGAUUUUAGAUUUUACUCGAGUGGUGUCUUUAAUGGCGACUGUACCACCUACCUUGACCAUGCUGUUACUGCUAUUGGGUAUGGAACCGCCGGCGAUGGGACAAAGUAUUGGUUGAUUAAGAAUUCAUGGGGCACAAGCUGGGGCGAGGGUGGGUAUAUGAUGAUGCAGAGAGACGUCAGUGCAAAGGAAGGCCUUUGUGGUAUUGCCAUGAAAGCUUCUUAUCCAACUGCAUAAUUAAGGAAGAAUAGUUUGUCUGUAUAUGUAUAGAUCAUGCAAUUUGAAUAAGUUUAUUGUUUGUAAAUGUUCUGCUAUCUUAAUUUGGACAAGUACAGAAGUUUAUAAUAUUUUAGUGGGCAAAUAUUUGCCUUGUAAUGUGAAAAAUUAAUGGAA
Messenger RNA from Manihot esculenta (cassava), 1239 nucleotides. RefSeq names its product senescence-specific cysteine protease SAG12. The record is from RefSeq and is a predicted model, not a curated record. NCBI's taxonomy places the organism in Eukaryota, Viridiplantae, Streptophyta, Magnoliopsida, Malpighiales, Euphorbiaceae. Bases 40 to 1083 code for a protein of 347 amino acids. Gene Ontology annotation, molecular function: cysteine-type endopeptidase activity. Gene Ontology annotation, cellular component: lysosome. The transcript is spliced from 2 exons.